AUGGAUUGGGCAUCAUGGAGGUUCAACUUGAUAAUCAACAAUGUGAACAUAGAACACAUACUUCUGGAAGUAUAUGAAAAAUGUCUGAAGACAAAAUCGAAAACUAAAACAUCACUUGAUUAUGGCAUCAUUGAUCUCAAUGACAGUAUUAUUUUGAAAGCAUUGGGAAACUCAGUAACAUCAUAUUUUGAAGUAAAAAUGAAAGAUUAUAAACCUAAGAAAGCAAUUUCUGAAGAGGCUGCGAAAGCCUUGAAAAAAUUUAAUGUUACAUCCAUAAAAGAUCUCAGAAAGGCACUCGCCGAAGUCAAAGUUGAUUAUAACAAUUUAGAUCAUGAUAUUGUCUAUCUGCAUCGUCUCUUUCAAAAAUUCUCUGAACUACAGGAAGGGUGGUACAAUAGCCACAUUGUAGCUCCAAUUUUUGAUGAUUGUCUUGAGUCAAUAGAUGAAUGUAUUCUCCGACGGUACUUGUUAAGAAUGUGUUUUAUGCUAAUAUUUUAUUCCGAUUUUAACUGA
Molecule: messenger RNA, 513 nt
Organism: Entrophospora sp. SA101
Lineage: Eukaryota; Fungi; Glomeromycota; Glomeromycetes; Entrophosporales; Entrophosporaceae
Source: the annotation of a GenBank genome assembly